UUACAUCAUUUUCUGAAAGGAAAAAUUUAUUUGGUUAAGAUAUCCAAAGUAGAAUUUUUUAUUUAUAAAGAAAAAUGGAAGCGUUAAUUGCUGAAGUAUCCGAAAAUAAAUCAGAAACGGCUCCUAUAGACGAUAACAAAAAUUUGAUUGCUAAUGGUACAUGUUCAUCUGAUGAACAAAGUUUUUCAAAGCCAAUGGAAACUAGUAGCAAAGAACGAGAACUUUUAGAUUUAGUUUUUUCAUUGGAGAGUGAAAAGCAAACCAUAAUCGAUGAAUCCAAAGCAAAAAUUGGACAGUUUAAAAAAGAUUUAAUUGAUAGUUUAUCAGAAAAUGAUAAAUUAAAACGCAAAGUUGCACAGCUAGAACAAACUUUGAAACAAUCUGUAACUUGUGGCGGAAGUCCUUCAAAAGUUAUGGCUGAUCAAGAAGAUGCUUUAUUAAGAGCGAAAACUCUGCUUUUUGAAAAAACCAAAAUUUGUAAACAGCAAGAGCAACAUAUUGAAAUGCUUAAAACUCAAGUGGAUUCUAUUAAAGAUGUCUUAAAUGUUACCAAAGAAAUGUUAAAUUUACGUAGUGCAGAAAUUGAGCAUCUUAAUGCAAGAUACGAAACCGCAACUUUGCGUACAAAAGCGGAAAAAGAUAAAAACGAAAUUUUGGAAAAAAAGCUUAACAUUUCCAAGAAUGUUUAUGAAAAAUUAAGAACUGAACAUGAGAUUCAAUGCAAAAUAUUUAAAGAGCUUAAGGAAGCGUAUGAAGCGAAAAUUAAGGUACUCACAACAGCUAAGAAAUUAAAAGAGGAAGACUAGUUACAUACCUACCUACUAGAUGCUUUUUCAAUAAAAAAAGUUAAUAAACAUACAUAUUAUGUUUAAUGCAUAUUUAUUUGAUUUUCAUAUAUGUACCUAAUGUAUAACAAAAUUCUGCUGAUAAAUAUUCUGAUUAAUAUUUUAUGUAUGUAUGUAU
Messenger RNA from Condylostylus longicornis, 963 nucleotides. RefSeq lists its product as uncharacterized. Bases 75 to 806 code for a protein of 243 amino acids. The record is from RefSeq and is a predicted model, not a curated record. The transcript has 3 exons. Lineage: Eukaryota; Metazoa; Arthropoda; Insecta; Diptera; Dolichopodidae.